Aureobasidium subglaciale EXF-2481 is the source of this 1911-nucleotide messenger RNA. RefSeq lists its product as uncharacterized. Gene Ontology annotation, cellular component: cytoplasm. The record is from RefSeq and is a predicted model, not a curated record. Gene Ontology annotation, biological process: intracellular signal transduction; protein phosphorylation. The coding region runs from base 1 to 1911 and encodes 636 amino acids. Gene Ontology annotation, molecular function: ATP binding; protein serine/threonine kinase activity. The transcript has 5 exons. Lineage: Eukaryota; Fungi; Ascomycota; Dothideomycetes; Dothideales; Saccotheciaceae.
AUGCCGGCAUACCAAAGCCCCAUAAGACACCAUCAACGAGCUCCCUCGCGAACAAACACCGUCAAAGAAACGCUCAACGCGCGAACACACUAUGGCUCCAGCGAAGACGACGGCGCAUCCGUCCACCGCAUCAAUCAAUACACCAUCAAGCAAGAGAUCGGCCGUGGCUCCUUUGGUGCGGUACACCUAGCUACAGACCAGUUUGGCAAUGAAUAUGCCGUCAAGGAAUUCUCAAAAUCACGUCUGCGCAAGCGGGCGCAAUCAAAUCUGCUGCGAAGACCGAACCAAAAGAGCCGUGCGAGUAGAGGCUUCAACUCUCCGUUAAAUCGAAUGUCGACAUCCGACCGACUCACUCCGCAAGCGAACAACUCUUUGGACCUGAUCAAAGAAGAGAUUGCCAUCAUGAAGAAACUACACCAUACCAACCUUGUCGCACUGAUCGAGGUCCUAGACGACCCAGACGAGGACUCUUUAUACAUGGUUCUCGAGAUGUGCAAGAAGGGUGUCGUUAUGAAGGUCGGCAUCGACGACAGAGCCGACCCCUACGAUGAAGACACAUGCAGAUGUUGGUUUCGCGACAUGAUUCUGGGGAUCGAAUACUUACAUGCUCAAGGUAUCGUCCAUCGAGAUAUCAAGCCAGACAACUGUCUUGUCAACGAAGAUGAUAUUCUCAAGAUUGUUGAUUUCGGAGUCUCGGAAAUGUUUGAGAAGCAAUCCGACAUGACCACCGCAAAAUCAGCUGGUUCGCCUGCAUUCAUGCCUCCGGAACUGUGCGUUGCUAAACAUGGUCAUGUCUCUGGUCGAGCCGCCGACAUUUGGUCCAUGGGCGUCACACUAUACUGUCUCAGAUAUGGCAGAAUUCCUUUCGAGAAGACCGGCCUUCUCGAGAUGUACGAAGCAAUCCGCACUGAUGAAUUUUCCUUGCCCGAGGAACACAACAGAGACUUUAUCGACCUUAUGCGUAGGAUUCUGGAGAAAGACCCCGACCACAGGAUCAGAAUGGAAGAACUGAGGGCUCAUCCCUGGGUCACCAAGAACGGAGACGAUCCGCUGCUAUCGAUGGAAGAGAACUGUGCCGAUUUAGUCGACAUGCCGACCGAAGAAGAGAUGAAUCGCGCCAUCACGGGAAAUAUGAAGCACCUGUUGGUCGUGAUGAAAGCUGUCAAACGUUUCAAGAAGCUGCUAUUCCACAAACGCCCGGAGCUGAUGGACGGACUCUUCGGCCGCGCAUCCCGCAUAGUAGCACCUCCUGGAAGCAUCGAGACAAAGCACAGACGAACACGCAGCAGUAAUGCUGACGACAGGAAACCAAUUGAGCGAGUUUUGGCCGCUGAGGGUAUUCAUCACGAGAUCGUUGUGUCUGACGAGAUGGUCUGCAGUCCUGGAGAGAUGGAUGAGCCAGGAACUCAAUCCAUAUCCGAAGGUGUCGAACAUGAGGAACGCGCAGACAAGGAGGCCCAGCAAGAUUCAGUCGACCGUGCCUUGGAAACUCCUAACAAAGGUCACGCUCAAGACCCUCUGUCCGAAACAACAUAUCUCGGUAUAGGCACCGGAAGCGACUCACCAUCAGCGUACACGUCAGAAGAGAUCCCGGACAGUGGUCCACCGGCGCAUGUGGUUUGUGAAAGCCCUGGUGCGGUGGACGACAACUUCUUCGAGCGGGCCUACCAGGAAGAAAUGCAGCGUAUACACACUAGAAGAGGACGAAAGCCUACUAUGUAUCUCACACGACGUGUUGAAGAUAACAAGUCGAUUGCUGAGCACGAGAGCAUCAUCCGUGAUACUUCAAACCCUACGCCCGGCGGUCCCAAGAGCAAGUGGGCUGGUCUGGCGAGCAAAGUUCGAGGUGCCGAUGUUGUUGAAGCAGCACAAUCGGGCGCCGAGGAUGCUGAUGAGGGAAAGAAAGAGUGA